CAGAGAGAGAGAGAGAGAGAGAGAGAGAGAGAGAAUGGGAUCGGCGGGAGAAUGGUUGGAGAAGGCGUUGGUGGAUCUAUGCCAGAAGGUGGAAACGGGUUUGGGUUUGGAUACGGAUAUGAUUUCGGGUUUAGUCUCCUAUUGUGAGCUCGCUCAACCCCAGGACGCUAAGGAGUAUCUUGACAAUAUUAUCGGGCAGGAAACUGGAAAGGUCAUAAUUGAGGAAUAUUUACGGCGAAGAGGUUGCAUAGAUCUCUGUAGCAGUACCCCAGAGGUUCCAGCUUCGCAAUUACAGGCCUAUGUGAAGCCACCAUCAGAUGCUAUAAGUGGACCCAAAAAACCAUUAAGAACGCCAAAAGUUGUCACAGCUCCCAGUAAUCAGACAGAAACAAAAAGGAAUGUGGCUUCCACUUCUAGUAAUAAUCGGGUUUUAACUGAAUCCAGUGAGUCGAAAUCCACAAAUAAAGGAAACCAAGGUAAUUCUAAAAAGAAGAAAGCUGGGAGAGUUGUGUCACUAGCAGAGGCUGCCAAAGGAUCAAUUGUUUUCCAACAGGGGAAACCAUGCUCUUGCCAAGCUCGUCGACACAAUCUUGUGAGCAAUUGCUUAUCGUGUGGCAAGAUAGUAUGUGAGCAGGAGGGAGAGGGCCCUUGCAAUUUUUGUGGUGCACUUGUACUGAGGGAAGGAAGCACAUAUGCUGGACUGGAAUUGGAUGAAAUUUUGCCUCCCUCAUCCGAUGCUGAAGCAGCAGCUGAAGCUUAUGCAAAGAGACUUGUUGAAUAUGACAGAGACUCUGCUGCACGUACAACAGUUAUUGAUGACCAGAGUGACUACUAUGAGAUUGAGGGAAAUAGUUGGUUGUCAAUGGAGGAAAAGGAACUCUUAAGGAAGAAGCAAGAGGAGAUUGAAGAAGCUGAGAGGGCAAAACGAAAUAAAGUGAUCGUGACCUUUGACUUGGUUGGCCGCAAGGUCCUUGUAAAUGAAGAUGAUGUUUCAGAGUUAGGGUCAGAGAGCAGAAUAUUGAGGCCACCAGAGGAAAGAGAAUUAAACCGGAUUAAACCAAGCCCGGAUCUUAGAGUACAACCGGUCUUCAUGGAUCCAGGCCCCGCUAGGAGCUCUACGAAAGGUAGACAGCCAAACAAGGUUCUUCAAACUGGGUUGUGCUUAGAAAUAACUGGAAGGGUACAGCAUGACAGAAACGAGCUGACAUCCCUUAUGAAAGAAUAAUUAGUUGGAAACAGCUUCUAAAGGGAAGUUUUGGCAUUGUCCAGCUUUAAGCGAAGGUCUGCUUUUUGGUGAUGAUGGGCAGUUUUCUGUGGAUGUUAACUUAGGCAAAUAUGCUGAUUACCAUGAGUUCGAUUGGUUCGGCAUUGAUUUGUUUUUGCUGUUGCUUUGGAAGGGGAAAAAGCUAGAGGAAUAAAGGAAUUUGCUGCAUGUGCUUCACUUUUUCUGGCCAAAGUAGAAAAGAUUCGGAUGGUCCAUUUCUCAACCAAAAUUUGUUUUAGAUAGGUUAUCAGUGUCGACAAUUUGUUGCGCCAAGUUGUCAUAUGGAUUGUGGAAUACUUGUGAGAAGAAAUUCAGGCUAUUGGCACAUGCCACUAUUUUCUUUUUUAAUACAAGGAUACUUUGUUUGUCUAGAAAAAUAUAUUAUUGAAACCAUAAUAGAAUGAUUAGCCAAAUCUGUUACUACUUGUAAAGAACUAAUAAUUGUUUUCGGCGACGACAAGCCUAAAUUGAAAACAUUUCCUGGGCUGUGCUGCUGAGGAGAAGAUUGCUAUGUGCCAA
Ziziphus jujuba (common jujube) is the source of this 1783-nucleotide messenger RNA. RefSeq lists its product as uncharacterized. Gene Ontology annotation, biological process: regulation of DNA-templated transcription. Gene Ontology annotation, cellular component: nucleus. Gene Ontology annotation, molecular function: zinc ion binding. Bases 35 to 1225 code for a protein of 396 amino acids. The record is from RefSeq and is a predicted model, not a curated record. The transcript has 4 exons. NCBI's taxonomy places the organism in Eukaryota, Viridiplantae, Streptophyta, Magnoliopsida, Rosales, Rhamnaceae.